GUGAAUUAAAAAUGACUGGUCGUGGUAAAGGUGGUAAAGGCUUGGGAAAAGGUGGCGCUAAACGUCAUCGUAAAGUGUUGCGUGAUAACAUCCAAGGUAUUACCAAGCCAGCUAUUAGACGUUUGGCUCGUCGUGGUGGUGUAAAACGUAUUUCUGGUUUGAUUUACGAAGAAACUCGUGGUGUCUUGAAAGUGUUUUUGGAAAAUGUUAUUCGUGAUGCUGUCACCUAUACUGAACACGCCAAGAGGAAAACCGUCACUGCCAUGGAUGUUGUCUAUGCUUUGAAGAGACAAGGACGUACUUUGUACGGUUUCGGCGGUUAAACACAUCAUUUAUUUUGCGGACAAUUAAUGAGUAUAUUUUAAAAAAAGAAAACAACAACAAAUCGGUC
Messenger RNA from Calliphora vicina (urban bluebottle blowfly), 391 nucleotides. RefSeq names its product histone H4. Lineage: Eukaryota; Metazoa; Arthropoda; Insecta; Diptera; Calliphoridae. Gene Ontology annotation, cellular component: nucleosome. Gene Ontology annotation, molecular function: structural constituent of chromatin; DNA binding; protein heterodimerization activity. The record is from RefSeq and is a predicted model, not a curated record. Gene Ontology annotation, biological process: nucleosome assembly. The transcript has a single exon. Bases 12 to 323 code for a protein of 103 amino acids.